Trichophyton benhamiae CBS 112371 is the source of this 1614-nucleotide messenger RNA. RefSeq lists its product as uncharacterized. Gene Ontology annotation, cellular component: membrane. Bases 1 to 1614 code for a protein of 537 amino acids. NCBI's taxonomy places the organism in Eukaryota, Fungi, Ascomycota, Eurotiomycetes, Onygenales, Arthrodermataceae. Gene Ontology annotation, biological process: transmembrane transport. The transcript has 3 exons. Gene Ontology annotation, molecular function: transmembrane transporter activity. The record is from RefSeq and is a predicted model, not a curated record.
AUGGGCAGUCUUGUGAAGCUCCCGAAGAGGCUGGCUGCCAUCCCCAAUGGAGCUGAGGAAGCCCGGCCAAACCUAAUCCUACUCGUGGUUUGCUCCGCUAUGUUCCUUGACCUCUCGAAUCUGUCAGCUGUGACAAUCGCCCUACCUACCAUUGGCGAGCAGCUGCAUACCGACCAGGCAAAGCUACAGUGGGUCAUAUCGGCUUAUGCGCUGACGUUUGGGAGUUUUCUCAUCCUUGGAGGGCGGGGUGGUGACAUCUUUGGCCACCGUCGUGUCCUCCUUUUUGGCUCUUACGUCUUCUCGCUCUUUACGCUUGUUUCUGCUCUCGCACCCACUUUCACGGCCCUGGUCAUCGCCCGCGCUUUCCAGGGAAUCGGCGCUGGGUUCACCAUUCCUUCCGCGCAAGCUCAUGUCGCCAUAUACUUUCCCUCACCCGUGGAGCGGGCAAAAGCUCUCGGAUUCUGGGCUGCAGCUGGCAGCGUGGGAUUCAUUGUUGGCCUUACCUUGGGCGGUGUGCUGACGGCCCUUAUCAGCUGGCGCUGGAUAUUCUGGAUUUCGCUUAUUCUCUCUGCUAUUGUUGUGCCAACGGCCCAUGUCUUCCUUCCUCGAGCUAAGACGGCUCGCUCAGCCGCUGCUCGGGAGAUUACAAAUGAAGAACGAGAAGAGAAGAAGUUUUUCCGGUCCAUAAAGGCACAUCUGAUCCGUUUUGACGUACUUGGGAUCUGCCUGGGAGUCCCCAGCCUGCUUCUAUUGACUUAUGCGCUUACCUCAGCCAAUACGGCAGGCUGGGGCUCACCGUCUAUCAUCUCCACCUUGGCGAUUUCGAGCCUGUUACUUCUCCUGUUUGCGUUGCACGAAUCUCGAGCACCCCAGGCUUUGAUCAACCCACGCCUUUUUCGUCUAAGUUUCACGCUCACCCUCAUCCUAGCUGUGGCAACAUAUGCCGUCCGUCAGGCAUGCUCAUACUUCCUUACUCUCCAGAUCCAAUCAUAUGGAUCGUCGCCGCUACACACAUCUCUCCUAUUCCUACCGGUUGGUAUAUCUGCUUUGGUCACCAACACAAUUGCAGGCCGUUUGGUCCACUUGCUCGGUGCCCGAGCCAUGUUCGUCAUUGGCUGGACACUUUGCAUUCCCGGUGUGGUACUGUUCAGCUUUAUCACCCCUCAGACGUCAUACUGGCACUUCACUUUCCCGGGUAUGAUAUUAUACAUUGCCGGCCUGGGUGUGGUGUACAUUACUGCAAAUUUUGUUGUAAUAUCCAGUGCAAGCAAGAGUGACCAGGGUGUGGUAGCUGGUGUAUUCAAUGUUGCUCUCCAGGUCGGAGGAAGUGUACUGGGUCUCGCGGUGCUCACAGCCGUUGCUGAUGGUAUUAACAAAAAGUACGGUGACAGCAAGGCAGGAGUUCUCAGCCUGGUCGGCUAUCAGAGUGUGUACUACUCAUGCACCAUACUGUGCGCAGUAGCUUUGGUGCUGAGCUUGGUCAUUGAGGUUCCAGAUGCAAUGAAGGGGAGCAUAUGGAAUAAGCCGGAACAAGAGCCGACGACGCAGCAGGUAAGCACAAUGGAUGGGAUGAAGCCACAACAGCAGGCUGAGACCGCUAUUGAGAUGAAGUAA